AUGGCGCAAGGCGGCAAUAACAACAACGACUCACAUCACCCUACCAUGGAGGAGAUGAUGGCCAUGAUCAAUGGCCUACGAGAGGAGAAUGCACGCUCCAGGGAGAGAGAGGAGGUCAUUCAACGCGAAAAAGAGGAGAUCAGGAGACGAGCGGAUGAGAUGCAGGCCAGAAUAGAAGCCACUACCAGGACGGUGGAGGAGGAUUUCAUGUUAGAAGUCCCUAGGGAUUUUCGGCCUUUCUUGGAAGCCAUAGAGGCCGAGGCCAUCCCCAGGGAUCAUCGGAUACCCCAAGUCGAGCCCUUUGAUGGAACGCAAGAUCCCAGUCAGCAUUUGACGGAUUUCCGAGCCCAAAUGUUGAUCUGUGGUGGAGGCAUGGAAGUCCGCUGCAAACUUUUCAUGGGAACACUCAAAAAGGCAGCACUUGAUUGGUUUAGUGGUCUCCCUGACCGAUCAAUCACCGACUUCGACGUCUUCAGUAGGCUUUUCAUGGCGCAAUUCGCCGCCAACAAGAAGAAGCCACCGAUUACAUCGGACUUGUUCGAUCUCAAGCAGCAGCGGGAGGAGUCGUUGAAGGACUUUAUGCAAAGGUUCAAUGAGGUCGCGUUGAGGAUAGCAUCUUUGGACGAAAGGAUGGCUGUCAUCGCAUUCCAGAAGGGCCUGAGGUAUGGAGCUUUCGACAUUGCUCUGGAAAGAGCAAAUUGCCAGACGAUGUCGGAGAGUAAACGACGUGACCGUUACAGCUUGAAGGAGGGCAAUUACAGGCAGGCCGAUCAUGGUGGUCGGGCAAGGGGCGAGUGGGCACGCAAUAAUGACGAAGAGAAGUUUACGCCACUCAAUGUUCCCAGGCGACAGAUACUUCACGAUGUCAACAACGCAUCGUUGUUCGAGUUUCCGGUGGCGACGGAACGCCAAUUAGGACCCUUUAAAACUGAUUGGUGUGAGUUCCAUAGAGCCCAUGGACACUCCACUGAAAAUUGCUUCGUCCUAGGGAGGCAGAUCGAGCGUUUGAUCAAGGAGGGGCGACUGAAAGAGUUUGUGGCAAGGAAACAGGAAGGAAGUUCAUCGAAUAGGCGACACAGGCGCGCACAGGAUGACACCAGGAGGGAUAGGCGUAGAGAGAGAACUCCUCCCAGAGACACGCCAACGAAGGCGUCAGAAACCCACCAGCAACCCAUCCACGGGGACUUCAACACCAUCGCAGGGGGCUUCACCGGCGGAGGAGCUACCUCAGCCGCCCGAAAGAGGUACACUCGGUCGGUGCUGACAGUAUCGAAAUUCAGGCGACCAUCUCAGCCUGAGAUUUCGUUCUCAGACUCGGAUUAUGAUGGAGUAGCCCCUCAAGAGGACGACCCCGUCGUCAUAUCAGCGAUUGUUAUGGGGUACAAUGUGAUGCGUGUGUUGAUUGAUCAGGGAAGUUUCGCGGACAUCUUAUUCUGGGAAGCUUUUAAGGGGAUGAAAAUACCUAACGAUCGACUUAUUCCUUAUGCAGGGACUUUAGUGGGUUUUGCAGGAGACUAG
Cajanus cajan (pigeon pea) is the source of this 1518-nucleotide messenger RNA. RefSeq lists its product as uncharacterized. The record is from RefSeq and is a predicted model, not a curated record. Lineage: Eukaryota; Viridiplantae; Streptophyta; Magnoliopsida; Fabales; Fabaceae.